Pseudopodoces humilis (Tibetan ground-tit) is the source of this 792-nucleotide messenger RNA. It is a transcript of the gene OVOL2, whose product is annotated as ovo like zinc finger 2. Gene Ontology annotation, cellular component: nucleus. The record is from RefSeq and is a predicted model, not a curated record. Gene Ontology annotation, molecular function: DNA-binding transcription factor activity, RNA polymerase II-specific; RNA polymerase II cis-regulatory region sequence-specific DNA binding. Lineage: Eukaryota; Metazoa; Chordata; Aves; Passeriformes; Paridae. Gene Ontology annotation, biological process: epidermal cell differentiation; regulation of transcription by RNA polymerase II.
AUGCCCAGAGCCUUCCUGGUGAAGCGCCGGAGCCCGCAGCCGGCGGUGCGCAGCUGGGAUGGGCUGCCCGACGAGGAGAGAGCCGACACCUACAUCCCAGGCGGGAUCGGCUGCGUGCUGCUGGGCUAUGAAGACAGCUGCAGCCUGGAGAGCAGCGGCAGCAGCGGGACCCGGGACGCCGAGCCCAGCGACCCCCCGACGCCCCAACCCGCCCCCGGCGAGCUGGGCACGGGCGGGGGGAUGCUGCUGGACCUGGCCAUCAAGCGCCCCAUGGUCAGGUCAAAAAUCAAGUUCACCACUGGGACCUGCAGUGAUGCCACCCUGCAUAGCUGCGAGCUGUGUGGCAAAGGCUUUCGCCUGCAGAGGAUGCUCAACCGUCACAUCAAGUGCCACAGCCAGGUGAAGAGACACUUGUGCACCUUCUGUGGAAAAGGCUUCAACGACACCUUUGAUCUGAAAAGGCAUGUCCGGACCCAUACUGGCAUUCGUCCUUACAAGUGUGAGGUUUGCAACAAGGCCUUCACGCAGCGCUGCUCGCUGGAGUCACACCUGAAGAAGAUCCACGGCGUGCAGCAGCAGUACGCCUACAAGCAGCGGAGGGACAAGCUGUACGUGUGCGAGGACUGCGGCUACACGGGCCCCACGCAGGAGGACCUGUACCUGCACGUCAGCGGCGUCCACCCCGGCAGCGCCUUCCUGAAGAAAACCUCCAAAAAACUGGCAGCUGUUCUGCAAACCAAACUGAGCCCCGUCCUGCAGAGGAACUCCAAAGAGGAUGGCAAGGAUGAGUGA